Gymnodraco acuticeps is the source of this 2127-nucleotide messenger RNA. RefSeq names its product ankyrin repeat and sterile alpha motif domain-containing protein 1B-like. The record is from RefSeq and is a predicted model, not a curated record. The transcript has 13 exons. Lineage: Eukaryota; Metazoa; Chordata; Actinopteri; Perciformes; Bathydraconidae. Gene Ontology annotation, cellular component: cytosol. Gene Ontology annotation, molecular function: protein binding. The coding region runs from base 514 to 2127 and encodes 537 amino acids.
CCAGUGCGGUAGGUUCAGGGCAGAGAGGUGGAGAGUACAGCGGGACCAGAGAGCUUCUUGUGGAGGCGUACAGGGUUUCACCUCCCGCCGGGUGUCAGCUGGAGCUUCAGACCGGACAGGAGCCUCUGCUCGGAACGAGAAGGAGUUUUCUUUCUUUUGUAAACCAGGGUUACUCUUUACUUUUCACUUCGCGUUUGCUUUGGAGCUUGCGGUUCUCCCCGCUGCGCUUGUUACCCUGAGGUUACACACGGGAGCCGUGCACGAGAGGAGAUUACGGAGCCGUGCUUGUGAAUGGACUGAGGUUAAAAAGGCACCGGGGAUAAGUGCAUGUCAAACCUGCUCUGCGGCAUCAAUAACACCUAUUUCACCGUGCAGCAUGCAGCGAGAGGAGUCCUUUCAGAUGCUUUCCCUCUCCAGACAGUGAGGGAAUAAGGCUCGGAGAGGAGGAGGCAUUUAGGAUAUAUAUGGGAGAUUUGUUGGAUUUCACCCCGUCGUUGUAAACUUGUGUCCGGGAUGGGGAAGGAGCAGGAACUGCUGGAAGCCGCCCGGACCGGUAAUGUCGCCGUGGUGGAGAAAUUAUUGAGUGGGAAGAGGGGGAUUCUGGGGUCAGGCUCAGGCUCCAUCCCUCUGCCCAACCUAUUGAGCAUGUGGAAGGGCCUGAAUGUCAACUGCACAGACAGCACAGGAUACACACCCUUACAUCACGCCUCACUAAAUGGACACAGGGAGGUGGUGCUGAAGCUGCUGCAGUUUGAGGCAGCCGCAAACCUCUCUGACAGUAAAGGAUGCUUCCCGCUGCACCUGGCUGCCUGGCGGGGGGAUGUGGACAUCGUCCGCAUCCUCAUCCACCACGGACCCUCGCAGUGCCGCGUCAACCAACAGAACCAUGAGCGGGAGACGGCGCUGCACUGUGCGGCGCAGUACGGUCACUCUGAGGUGGUGUCAGUGCUGCUUCAGGAGCUCACCGACCCCACCAUGAGGAACAGCCAACAGGAGACCCCCCUGGACCUGGCCGCCAUGUACGGCCGGCUACAGGUGGUUUGCAUGCUGGUGAGCGCUCACCCCAACCUCAUGACGAGUCACACGCGCCGACACACUCCGCUCCACCUGGCCGCUCGCAAUGGACACCACAGCACCGUGCACACGCUGCUGGAGGCCGGCAUGGACGUCAACUGUGUGACGGAGAAUGGCAGUGCCCUCCAUGAGGCGGCUCUCUUUGGGAAGAUGGAUGUAGUCCGCCUGCUGCUUGACUCAGACAUCGACACCAGUCUAACAGACUGCAAAGGGAGAACGGCUCUCGAGAUCCUGAGUGAUCAUCCUGCAUCCAAAUCUCAGCAAAUCACUGCUCUUAUCCAAGAAUACAUGAUGGACGAGAUGGAGAGGAGGAGAAUCGUGGAGGAGCCAGUCAGAAAAUGUCCCAUCCCUGCCCCUCGAACCUCCGUCCCCUCACCCUGUGCCUCCCCCUCCCUCAGACACAAGAAUGAUGCCGUGACAAGUGAGCUGUCCAAGCUGCUCCACGAGAUCAAAAAGUGCCGGGACAGAGACUACUCCUUCGAGGAGCUCUGCCACACCAUCUCCUCUCACUCCAUGGACAGCUUUGGCAGCGGGCGGCUCUCUGACGAAGAGCGGCCCGACAGACCCAACGGGACCCUGACACGAGUCAAGAGACCGACCCCGCCACUCGCAAUGGCCGUAGAAGAGGAAGAGCCUGAAAAGAGUUGCGGCCCCGGUGGAUUCUGGGAGGCCCUGACGCCCUGCAACGGCUGCCGCAACCUGGGCUUCUCCAGCCUGUCACAGGAUUCGAAGCGUUCAGCGGAGCUUGUCGCCUCUCCAUCUCUGGACGUUUUCCUACCAGAGGACGAGGACAACCCGUACGAGUCUGUGACCACAGCCGUCACACGCAAACCCUGCUCCCUCGAUAUCAGCCCCCGGCUCAACGCCUGUCCACGCGAUGGUCACUUGUCCCAUGUAACUGUGAGUGAGGGGGAGCACAGUAACCAUGGCAACUGCUCGACAGGCCCCACUCCAGACUGCUCCCCCCCCUCCCCCGACACAGCCCUGAAGAACAUAGAGAGAGUCAUCCGCCCACAGGUGUACAUGUGCAAAUUGCGCCACGAUGCCUUCUGA